AUGAUCAAUGUACCUUUUUUCCCGCCCGAGGACGCAAAGCUACGUGCCACCAGUCUCAAUAUCCGACGUGGGGGUAACUGUCCAAAUUCGCUUCAAGUACUGGAGCAGCUACUCGCAGAAUAUGAUGAUCUCCAGCUGCAUCUAGUGUCACCUCUGCCCGACGUCUCAUCGUCUGCAACAAAGCGUGUUGUAUCGUCCUUUGGUCCGCAGUCAAAGAUUGACUUUAGCCAUUGUCUAUACCGUCAUGAGAGCACCGAGGCGGCAAGCAGUUACAUCAUUCGCAGUGAAGCCUCAGGCAGCCGCACGCUCGUCAAUUACAACGACCUUCCAGAGAUGACCGAAGACGAGUUUGGCAACAUCGCGCAAAGUUUCGGAGCUGACCAGGAGACAUGGUGGCACUUUGAGGGCCGAAUCCCAGAAACCGUGCAAAACUGCAUCCGUCUGCUGCGUAACCUACUACCGAAAGCGACUAUCAGCGUCGAAGUCGAGAAGCCUGGCAGAGAAGGUCUAUCAGAAUUGGCGGCAGAGGCGGACGUUGUCUUCUAUUCGCGAAGCUGGGCUGAGAGUCGUGGACACAGGACCCCGGAAGAAUGCCUGAAAGCCGAAGGACACCAUAAGGCGUCACUGGCAGUUUGUACGUGGGGUGAAGAUGGAGCUGCUGGACUGCCUCGGUCGACAGGCGAGACUCUGCGCUGCCCCUGCCCUGUCCAGAGCGAAUCCGGAGGAGAUAUUUCCGUGGCUGAUGCCGUAGGAGCAGGGGACACAUUCAUAGCCGGCAUGCUGUACGGGUUGAUAUGCCACCCUGGCGACUGGAGCACGGGGAAGAAGCUGAGUUUCGCCGUCCAACUGGCCACACUCAAAGUCCAACGGGAGGGGUUCGACGGGCUCGGCGUUGAUAUGUUGGGGAUACUGACUGAGAGCGGUUGA
This is a messenger RNA of Fusarium venenatum, 927 nucleotides long. The record is from RefSeq and is a predicted model, not a curated record. NCBI's taxonomy places the organism in Eukaryota, Fungi, Ascomycota, Sordariomycetes, Hypocreales, Nectriaceae.